AAGAGCAAGCAAUUGAUGAUGAUAAAUUCCCUCAUAUGAUAGCCAUCUCAUAAUUUCCUAGCUCAAUAGAAUAAAGUUGAUUCUUUCUACUGCCUACCUACCCUAUUGUGAUUUUCUUUAGGCUCGGAUUCGUUUGUGUUUAAAUAUGUUUUAACCCUUGAUUUACGAAAGCUAUUGUCGGUAAUCCCAGAAACCCACGACGCAAGAAAUAGCUUUUGUUACUGUAAAUUGUUCCCUUUGCUUCGUUCUUCAUCUGAGCAGUGCCUACUUUAAUCUGUUGCUUUCGAGCAAAUCAUCAAUGAUUUACUUAAAACUGUGCUUGUGUCCUUCUUCGGAGUGAACAACAAAAGACUGGGAUUUUUUUUUCUAAGUUUAAAUAGUAUUAGGUUUUUCGUAAUCGUGUUUAUGCAUAGAUCUGGAACUACGAUGGCUUGGAACGUUUUCAAGUUCUGCACUGCCUUGCGAGGGCUUGGCUCGAUCAUGAUACUCUUGGUCCUCGGGGUUGUAGGUGUCAGUUAUUAUGCUGUUGUUUUCACUAAUUAUGGCCCUGCUUUGUCUGCUGGGUGGCCUGAUUCUGUCAUUGCCAUGGUGGUGUUGAUCUUGUUUCAUUGUUUGUUGGUUAUGCUAUUGUGGAGUUAUUUUGCUGCGGUUCUUACGGAUCCUGGAAGCGUACCUCCUAAUUGGAGGCCUGCAAUUGACGAGGAGAGAGGAGAAGCUGACCCAUUAAAUGGAUUAGAAUUCAGCAAUGUGCAGUCGGAUCCUUUAAAUCAACGAGUCCGGUUCUGCAGGAAGUGCAAUCAACUUAAACCACCUCGAUGUCAUCAUUGUUCCGUUUGUGGACGGUGUGUGCUAAAGAUGGACCACCAUUGUGUUUGGGUAGUUAACUGUGUUGGUGCUCUAAAUUACAAGUAUUUUCUUCUUUUCCUGUUCUACACAUUUCUUGAGACAACUCUUGUGACGAUAUCAUUGUUGCCAAACUUCAUUUCAUUCUUUAGUGACGCAGAAAUUCCUGGAACACCUAGCACACUUGCGACAACUUUUCUUGCUUUCGUUUUGAACCUGGCAUUUGCGUUGAGCGUUUUUGGAUUUCUUAUUAUGCACAUAUCUUUGGUGGCUGCUAAUACAACUACUAUUGAGGCAUAUGAGAAGAAAACUACUCCAAAAUGGCGUUAUGACCUUGGUCGCAGAAAAAAUUUUGAACAGGUCUUUGGGAUGGACAGGCAAUACUGGCUUAUCCCUGCUUACGCCGAAGAAGAUGUAAGAAGGAUGCCAGCACUUCAAGGUUUUGAGUAUCCAUCAAAACCCGACUACGAUUCGCAAGAGUUCUGACGGGCUACUGGUGACUGGCACAGCGUGAAAACUUCUGUUUUCCUUGUAAAAUAACACAAAAUGCAAAAGGUCUCUGGAAUCCGUCCGACUUUCAGUGUCUAACUGAACAGUAAGCAUUCGACUAACCUGAGCUUCCGGGCGAAUCAUUCCCCCAGAGGUACUUGGUAUGGCUAGUUUUCAGAGGGAUCCUCGUGGUGUUUGAGAGAAUGGGAGUUUAAGGUUAGAAGAGAACUUAUUUGCAGCUUGGUUAAGUGUUUGAUAUUAUGCUUUUCAAUAAAUUUAUAACAUGCGAAAAAUAGAUUUUGAAAUUGUUGGAAAAAAGUCCAUGUUAUAUUUUUAUUGAAAUAGCCUAAUGCAAUUACUCACUGAAUUGUGUCUGAACCAUGGAAUUGUUGAUGCUUUGAUGAGGUUAGGGCAGGAUCAGGGAGUGUAUGAUAAGAAAUGCAAUUAAAACAAAAAACAAAAAACAAAAGUUUCCCUUCAUCUGGUCACACAUGUUAUUUGAAUUAUUGAUUGCUCACUUGAUAUUACCUUGUGCCUUGCACAUAUGUGGUUUGGCUUCGUUCAUGUAUAAUAUCCAUUUCACAUGUCA
Messenger RNA from Prosopis cineraria, 1921 nucleotides. RefSeq names its product probable protein S-acyltransferase 14. Gene Ontology annotation, biological process: protein targeting to membrane; peptidyl-L-cysteine S-palmitoylation. The record is from RefSeq and is a predicted model, not a curated record. Bases 406 to 1329 code for a protein of 307 amino acids. Lineage: Eukaryota; Viridiplantae; Streptophyta; Magnoliopsida; Fabales; Fabaceae. Gene Ontology annotation, molecular function: protein-cysteine S-palmitoyltransferase activity. Gene Ontology annotation, cellular component: Golgi apparatus; endoplasmic reticulum. The transcript is spliced from 7 exons.